Molecule: messenger RNA, 604 nt
Organism: Styela clava
Lineage: Eukaryota; Metazoa; Chordata; Ascidiacea; Stolidobranchia; Styelidae
Source: RefSeq, a predicted model, not a curated record
UAACUAUUUUCGCAGUUUUGUUGGCUACAAAUUAAAAAAUAUAUAUAUAAAUAAUGGCGCCAUUAGAUGAUCUUGCAAAUUCGACAUCUGCAAUUUAUGCAAGCACUGAGAUCAAUGAGGCACAACAUCAUCCAGGAAAAAUAACGAUUGGGCAAAUGAUGUUCUACACAACUGCCGUUCUCAUUGUUCUUGUAUUGCUUUACGCAUCGAUGGUGAUAUGCAAAAGAACAUUCACAGCAAAGAAAGUUAAGAAGUUGGCAACAACCAUUGGCAAGUCCACACCACUAAAGAAUUUCAUUCAAAAUCCGAUGACUGUACACGUGAUCGACAAUCGUUCUGAUUUGGAAUGGGACAUGGAAGGAUUUCACGUAGACAAUGAUUCUUCUAAACAUCACCAACUAUAUUUACACCCUGAUUGUUCGAAUCCAACUUAAAUUUUUUUGUUUUUUGUUUCAAUGUUCCAUGAACAUACUCGAUGUAUCAUUCAAUUGAUCUCGGUUAAUUUGACUGAUCGAGUAUAAAUUUUCAAUUUUUUACCUAUAUUCUAUUGCUUUCAAAUAUUCUAAUGUGUGUAAAAUACACUUCUUCAUUUAUAUAGAAAAAA